Molecule: messenger RNA, 4635 nt
Organism: Vitrella brassicaformis
Lineage: Eukaryota; Vitrellaceae
Source: the annotation of a GenBank genome assembly
CCAAGAGACGAAGAGAGCGCAGCCAUUGCGCUUUGAGACCAAUGUCUGUCAUCCACGUGUGCCUCGCACCGCCCCUCAAUUAAACACCAAAGUAACAGCACGUGGCGAGCAGCAGCUCAUGAAGCGAAGCACGGAUUCAUCUAAGCGCGACACUUUCAACAGAGAAAAUACAAGCCGUAUUGGCACUUUUCUCGUGACCCCGUGGCGGCCGCUUCUGGCGGGUCUCGCUAUUGUCUUGCCAGACUGACCACCCACAAGACCGCAAGAAAAGUCCCAGGAUUGUCAACGAAACCACGCACAGCACAACAGAGACACGUGCAUCCCUCGCCCUCCCCGUGUGGAAUGAGAUCCCAUCCACCCCAUACCUGAACACACACCAGCGAGCCCAUCCAGCUAGCUGCCAUUAUACUACCACACACAGAGAGGAAGAGAUGGCUGCAAGGACGACAUGUCGUCACGGACGAUGCGCGUACAAACGAAAAGAUGCCGUCCUAGACGCCCCAGCUGCGCUGCCUGUACUCGAAACACCAUUCACCCACUCGCUGAGUCACUACCUGGCCCACCACACGGUAACGCAUUCACUCACUACGAUGAGACCCAUGCAGAUUUCGUCCAAAAAGAUGCGAUGUAACACUGAUGGCUGAUUGACAGGCCUACGACCCGCGUAAUAAUGGAACAAAUGACCUAUAAAGGACGUACGGACACUCUCGGUGGGCGUGUGCAUGUGCAUGUAUGUAUGUAUGUAUGUAUCCGAUGACAAUACAACUGACUGCAUGUAAUGUACGUGUGCAAUCAAUACAGCACAGCGGUCACUCACUGACUCUCGACUACAUUCCGGUUCAUGUACCGCCGCAUGUACUCGAGACACUCCUCACGCGCACCCACAUCGCUCAAGUAGCCUGCAGCCAUGCGCAUGGUACAGACACGGGAGAAACAAAGCGACAAGAUAUGAGACACACCGAGGUCGCCGCACGUUUCUUUCACCAACCAUUGUGGCUGACGAAUCCAUCGGGUCUGACGACGGUGAACGCGCCGUAGUGUUUGCCGAUGACUCGCUGGAUCAUGUCCUCGAGCGACUCCUCCUCGACCACUGACUCCUCCUCUUCGUCUUCAUCCUCAUGCUCCUCGUGCCACGGCUGGAGGUGGCUCCCCCAACCAGAGAGAAACCCCCCGCUCGGCUUGGGGUCCAGCCCGUACUUGAAACGAGUCGCAACCUACAGGGGGAAGGAGAGAGCAGAGGGGAUGAGAUGGACUGACAGUACAUCGACGCUGGUGGCUGACCUGUCCUUCGGGGUCCCAGCCAAUCCACAGGGCGUUCUCCUUGUCAGAACUCCUGCAUACAUCACACGGAAAAUGAACACCCACACAGACGAAAGCGCGUCCGGCCUUCUCGUCUCACCUUGUGGUUGUUGCGAAUGCGUCAUUGAGGAAGUUGAGGCAUUCCUGCGCCUGCAGGCGGUAGGCAGCCCCCGCUGGCUGUUGACCGAUGGGCAGCUGCAGGCCCUUGCCCCCAGCCGCACUGGCCACUGUCUGGGUCGUGUCGGGCUCGUGGUGUUUGACGGGCGGCAGCGGGGGACGGAUGCUGGGCCUGUACACAGCGAGACAGAGAACGGUUGAUGCAUGAGAUCACUGUCCAGCUUGUCGUGUGUUGGUGUCGUACCUGCCGGUUGUGAAGACAAACAUGACUCUGACGCCUCCCCAUGGAGUGCUCGAUGGUGCGCCCACCAGCCGCUGGACGUGAGCACCAAACUUGACGGUAUCAGCCAGCAUGGCUGCAUUCGCCUCUGCACGACAAACAAAGGUACACAGGAGGACAUCCACUCAUCCACUCCCUAUGUGCAUCUAUCUCCUCGACCGUUCCCCACCUUCGAUCGGCACAUCCACGGGCGCCUUCUUGUGGACCUCAUGCAUCUCCCCUCCCUCCUCAUGCUCCUCGCGGUAAGCAGCGGCCUCACACCAUGACCGCGGCAGGAAUCGGCCCAGGUAGGUGUUGGCGAGACCCAAGGCCAGCGGCCGGGGCCUCUUCGCGCCCUCCUCUGUGUCCUUGGUGCUCUCCCCUGCCUUGAGUGAUGACGCCGGUGUGCCGCUCGGGGUGCCGUGGGAGCCCUUAUCGGUCGAGAGGGGCGAUGUGGGGAGGCGGAGAGUGCAGAUGAGUGUGUGGUGGGGGCCGGCGAGGAUCUUGUGCAGCCUCGUGAAGGUGAACGUGUCACGCCCGUCGAACUAACACCCACACACAGCCGCACACGAGGAGAGCGAUCGAUCACGCACCUUCUCAGGCUUCUGUGGUUUGGUGGUGGUUUGGUGGUGGUUUGUACGUGUGCGAGUAUGGCGUCCGGGCAUCUUUCGCCCGGCUGUAGUCCGCAACGGAUGUUCUUCUUGCCGGUCAGCCUGGUGUUGGUGGGGUAUCGUUGGCCGAUCUGGCUGACUUGUCGGGUGAACAUCUGGUUGAACCAGCCUUUCUUGUUCAAACCCCAGGGCGCGAUGUGCUGAAGCGACCAAUUCACCCACAAAUCUGCAUGCUCAGACAGACGAGGGGACAGAGAAUGGACAUGAGCAGACCAGAACACGGGCGUUUGCCCUGUUUGUUGCCCUUCUCACUUCCUUCAGCAAUUUGGUGGCCUGGGAUGGUCGCCAGGCGCUUCAUGGACGCUGAGAGAACAUCAAAGGCAGAUCCAAGCGAGUGAUGCCAGUGUUGCCUGCCUGUCCGCCGCUCUUUACCGUUGAGUGGUCGUCUCUCCUCGUCGUAUGUGUCGAUCACCACAGGAUAGGCGCCACCCUUGAUGACGCGAGCCAACUUCCAACCCAAGUUCAGGGAGUCCUACAGGCAGGCCACAACAGAAAGAAGAAGAUGGGUCGCUCUACCUACCCAAAUGGAGGAGGUGUACUGGCUUUCACCUACCUGCACGCCGCUAUUCAUGCCUUGGUAGAAGAAGGGAUGGUUGACCGUCGCCGCCUCGCCACACAGAAUGACGGAGCUCUUCUGGAAUGUCGACGCACACCGAGACACAAUGGGGGCAGCAUGCACCCAAAACAGCUCAACCACACGGGUGUCAGCCACAACCUGACGACCCAGAACACACAAGCACCGACGAAACCAGUGAGUGUAUGGCGCCACACUCUGGGCCGGACAGCCCUGCUCACCGUCUGCAGGAUUCUCUCCAGCUCCUGUUUGCCAGGCAGCGCCUCAUCGAGAUCCACCACAUCCACACUCUCCUUGUGUGUGGGCUUUGCGUAGACCAGCUCCUCCUCCUUGAUGCCGGCCACGCCCUCGUCUCUCUCGUCGGCCUCCCUGCCGAUGCGCUCGUACCUCUUGAGCUCCGGGAAGGUGGCCGUGGUGACGUCAGUCUUGCCCUCGCUGCCUUGGUCGCUGGGCAGAGUGGGGGCCGUGCUGCUCGUGGCGCUGCCGCGGGUCACGUCGGCAUGGUGGGGCAGAUGGCUGCGUGAGAUGAGAGAAAACAUGAUAAUGUGCAUGCGUCGACGGAUUGGUGUGCUCGUGGUUGUGGUGUGGGUUUGGGUGUGCAGUGCACCUACCUGGGCAGUUUAAACCAUUCGGGGUCGAUGUGGAGUUUGUCCCGGUGCCUGUGGACGACGGUGAGACGCCAGUGGUCGUCCAGCAUCAGGUGGGCGCACACGGCAUAGCCCUUGGAGAGGAGAAGGAAGCACAUGUUCAGAUGCGGAGGAAUGCUCCAGUGCUGCACACACACACACAAACACACACACACAAACAGACAGACAGAAAGAGAUGCACAGACGACCUGGUACGUCUUCUCACCCUCAUCUUUCUCACCAGCUUGGCGUCUGCCAUGAUGAACUUGCUGGACUCCACCUUCUCGUGGCACGGUAUACCCGCCAACCGCCUCACGAGCGAUGUGGCGCCGUCACACCCAACAAGAUACCUGACAAACACAGCCGCCAACACAACAGCCAGCCGCAUGGAUCUGCCAUCCUGCAUGGCCAGGCCAUGGAGCCCACCUGGCUUUGAGUUUGCCCUCCUUGCCCUCCUGCUGUCUGUCCUGCCACACGAUGGUCGUCCCGUCAUCGGUGUUGUCGACGAGCCUGACCAUCUCGACGGCCCUGAUGCGGUGGGGGUCGAUGUGUCGGUGCAUGAUGGCGAUGAGGUGCUUCUGAUCCAGCUUGAUCGGGUGUGGGUAGUGGGUCUUGAGGGUGGUCGUGUCAUACUCCCAGUCGACGGCCACUUCGCCGUCGACAUAAUAGCGGUCGCCGUUGAGCACUUGACCAGCUUUCAGGACCUCAUCGAUUAGACCCAAAUCUGACACACACAAGCAAAAAGUCAGAGGAGUGCGCACACAGAGAUUCCUGCGUCUUGCAUCGCUUGCUCGGUCACCUUCGAAGGCCUCGAGGGUGCGGUUCUGCAGCACCAUGGUGCCAUAACUGACCACACACAGGACCACCAAUACACAGUUACUCGUAGCAAUCGUCGGUGAUUCUCACCAUUCCUCCGCCUCUUCGCCCUCCCCCCUGCCGGAUGCCUUCCUCUGCUUCUCGUGCCCAGACGACGAUAUCAUGACGUAAUCCAUCCCCCUCCUCUUCAAGUCAAUAGCCAAGGUCAACCCAGUGACGCUUGUCCCCACAAUGACGACGUCGACAGUGUGAGGCAUCGGCGGCGGAGGGCCG